UCUCUCUCUCUCUCUCUCUUUGCCUCUUUCUGUCUUUCCCUCUGUUUUCUUCUCUCUCUUCCCCCCCUUUCUCCCCCCAGGCCCGUCUUCCUAUGUGGGGGGGACUAUACUGGAGAUUCCGGCUAUAUCGCCAGCGAAGGGUUCCCAAGCCCGUACCCCCCAAACAAGAAAUGCACCUGGACAAUCACGGUGCCGGAAGGCCAGGUGGCCAUGCUCUCCUUCCGGGUCUUUGAUCUGGAGCCAGACCCCAUUUGCCGCUACGAUUACCUGGACGUGUACAACGGGCACUCGGCCACCGAGUCUCAGCGCCUGGGCCGCUUCUGUGGCACCUUCCGCCCGGGCGCCAUCCUCUCCACCACCAACCGGAUGAUGCUGCAGAUGGCGUCGGACGAGGGCACCGGCGGGAGAGGCUUCCUCGUGUGGUACAGCGGAGGACUUCCGCACGUUGAUGACAACCAGUUCUGUGGAGGGAAGCUGGAGAAGGCCCAGGGCACCCUCAAGACCCCCAACUGGCCGGAGACAGACUAUCCGCCUGGCAUCAGCUGCUCCUGGCACAUCAUCGCCCCAAAGGGCAAGGUGAUUGAGCUGACCUUUGGGAAGUUUGACGUGGAGCCGGACACCUACUGCCGCUACGACUACGUGGCCGUUUUCAAUGGAGGAAACGCAGACAGCUCGCAGCGCAUCGGGAGGUUCUGCGGAGACAAUUCGCCCAGCCCCGUCUACUCGGAGAGCAAUGAGCUCCUGGUCCAGUUUGUCUCCGAUCUCAGCGUCACGGCUGACGGCUUCUCCGCCUCUUACGUGAUGAAAGACCGCACCGAGCUGGUGGACCAAAGCAGCUCGAAACCCCCGGUCCGCGUCUUCCCGGGCUCCAAGCCGGGCCAGCCAGUGAGGAAGCCCGUGGCCCCGAAGCCCAAGCCCCCCGCCAAGCCAGCUCCAGUGCCCAAGCCGGCCCCCAAACCCCAACCCGCAGGAGAAGCGACAGACGAGGUUGUGUGCCCAGAACGGUGCCGACGAACGGGAACCCUCCAGAGCAAUUUCUGCGCCAGUGAUUUUGUGAUCACGGGCAUGGCGGAAAAAGUCGUGCGAGGGCCUGGGAACAGCGUCACGGCCACCGUGAUGCUCCUGAACACCUACAAGGCUGGCACCUUGAACCUGCCUUCCGCAGGAAGCGGGGCCACGCUCCGCCUGCGUGUGCCUUGCAGGCAGUGCCCCAUCCUCAAGAAAGGCGCCAGCUAUGUUUUCAUGGGCAAGGUGGAUGCCAGUGGGGAGGGCCUCCUGCCCCCCAGCAGCUUCGUGGUGCCUUUCCGCCAGCAGCAGCACCAGGUCCUCACCAACUUCGGCAAGCGCCCGUGUGCUGCGCCCGCGGCCAGGAACAGGAGCUGAAAGUGCCUGCGGAGGAAAUGCGGUGGCGGUUGGCGCGCUUUUUUCCUCCCUCUCCUCCUCGGCCCACCUGGCCUUGCCCAGCGAUGGACGGAGCCCUCCACAAUGUCGCCGCUGACUCCAGAGCUCAGUCCGUAAAGCAGGGCAGGUGGGCUGCAGCCUCCCUGUGUGCUCGCUUGCGUGCGUGCGCGCGUGCAAGGGGGAGUGGUGGUGCACGCCUCUGCCGGCUUAUUUACUGUCCUGCCUUUAAAAAGUCCUCUUUUACAGAGUU
Pogona vitticeps (central bearded dragon) is the source of this 1651-nucleotide messenger RNA. The record is from RefSeq and is a predicted model, not a curated record. Lineage: Eukaryota; Metazoa; Chordata; Lepidosauria; Squamata; Agamidae.